UCUAAAUGAACUUGUUUUGACGUGAAAGCAAACACAGUUCAUUUCCCUUGCGAUCUUUUUAGAGCCGCGUGAGCAAGCUUGACUCAUUCCUCUGUUAUCUAGAUUGUAAGUGUUGUGCGCAUACCAGACUCAGUGUUUCAAUAGUACUACCUAUUGUUUGUGCGUUUUACAGUUACUUCCAGGUUCAGGAUUACUUCAAAGUUGGAGGCUCUAAUGAUAGAUCUUAAAGAGAGAUAGUAUGCUGCAUCCAGGAAAACUAUUUCAAUUCUCCCUCUCACAAUACGGACCCUGGCGAAUUUCUUCAAUUGAAAGUUUCCAAUAACUCUAACAGUGAUUCGAAAUUCUGAGGUAUUAAUGGAGUGAAAGCUUCUAUAAUGGACUAUUCCAAGACAUCUUUAAAAAUUCUCUAAGGCCGGGGAAAUGGUGCUGUGUUCAGCGCUAUGAAGCAGGAUGGCGAACUCAUGCAAAUGGAGGAAUCGCAGCAGCUCCUGUCUGCUCCCUGUCUCCUAAACAAGGGAGAGAUAACUCCUCGGAGCCAGCUGAGCGUGACCAUCCUUGACAUUGCCCACACACCCGACACCGAAGUUGCUGAAACACCCACCCAGCGUCGAGAGUCCAACAACAGUGUCAGUGACAACUAUGCCCAAAACAGUGGUGGCGUUCCAGGACUGGACCCGAGGUCUCUACUGCAGGAGCGCACCUGGGAGAGCCGCUACCUGGGCAAAGAGCACAGGCGAGCCGGAGCCACAUUCCAAGGCCAAGUCUACAACUUCCUCGAACGCCCUUCCGGUUGGAAAUGCUUCAUCUAUCACUGCACUGUAGUGAGCGGCGAAAGGAGGAAAAUAGUGAACGACGGGUCGUCAUUUGUUAAUUAGAUAAAGCAAAUUAGGAGAGUAGAUUUUAUCAUUCAAUGAUUUGUUGUGGAAGAAAACCUAAUGAUUUGAUUAAUCUUCCUCCUUUCGACAUUUUGAAUCUGAAUUAAUAUCCAAUAGCAUCAAUGGGAAUAUCAGAAGAAUAGGACUCAAACAGAGAAUAAAUAAUAAUCAGAAUGCUUCACCGAUAUUUUACGGGAUUUUAAUGACAGAGAGAUGCUAUCUCGGGGAGGCAGAGUUUAUCACAUUUUUCUCCACUGUUUCUCAAUCUGAGAUCUGAUCACAAGCUAUGUACCCUUUAUCAAAUCUUGAAUAGAGUUAAUAGCAUCUUUGUGAUGUUUCAUUUAUCGCGCCUCAAUGCCAUUUUCUCGGUUCAAAACCAUAGUCAAUGAAAAAUGUAUUCAUAAGUCAUUGAACUAGAAAAUUUCUGUUAAAGCCUGAAGAUAUUGGACGUGCGAUGCUCAUCAC
Molecule: messenger RNA, 1340 nt
Organism: Nilaparvata lugens (brown planthopper)
Lineage: Eukaryota; Metazoa; Arthropoda; Insecta; Hemiptera; Delphacidae
Product: potassium voltage-gated channel subfamily KQT member 1-like
Exons: 6
Coding region: 441-875 (144 amino acids)
Source: RefSeq, a predicted model, not a curated record